AUGUACUCAAAGAGUCACCUGGUCAAGAGUUCGACAGCUUGUUCUGGUCGCUGGUCUGAGUUCAGCGGUCGCUGUUUCCACUACGUUCCAAAACCCAUGACUUGGGCCAAAGCUGAGAAAAACUGUGAGUCCAUGGGUGGAAACCUUGCGUCCGUUCACAACCUGCUGGAGUACCAUGAGAUUCAGAGGCUGAUCAUGAGCGCAAGUUAUGAUUACACAGUAACGUGGAUUGGAGGCUCGGAUGCACAAGAGGAGGGUGUGUGGUUGUGGAGUGAUGGUACACCCUUCAACUAUCGGUCUUAUGGAAGGUUUAAUAACUUUCAGGGCAAGCAGCACUGUCUACAGAUAAAUUAUGGAGGUAAAUCACAGCGUACUGAUUUCAUUUAGAGCAUUAUGUAUGAG
Messenger RNA from Micropterus salmoides (largemouth bass), 402 nucleotides. RefSeq names its product ladderlectin-like. The coding region runs from base 1 to 387 and encodes 128 amino acids. Gene Ontology annotation, molecular function: signaling receptor activity. The transcript is spliced from 4 exons. Lineage: Eukaryota; Metazoa; Chordata; Actinopteri; Centrarchiformes; Centrarchidae. The record is from RefSeq and is a predicted model, not a curated record.